ACGGCAUCAAGCAGCAGAGCAAAGGAGAAAAGAGAAAGAAAGAGAGAAUGAGUUAAAGCAACGUGCUAUUGAAAAAGAGAAACAAUUGCAGGAAGAGUUACAGCGUAAGAGAAUGGAAAUGAAAGAACAAAUAAGACUAAAGAAGCAGUUAGGUAAAGAUGAACACAAGAAACCUGUUGUGCCUGCUGUUACUACGUGCACCACUGUCAGUACUGCUUCGCAAUCGAUACCUCUAGCAACUACAUGUGCAUCUCAUUAUACUACACCUUUGAAUAAAUGUAUUACAACGACUACAUCUACAUGUGCUUCUUCCUAUCAAAUUACUCCAAUGAGUCAGGAUCCAUUACUGGUUGCUGAUAAUAAUUACGACAUUGCUGAGCUGAGCAGUGACGAUAGUUCUGAUGAUGAGGAUUGUCCGAAGAAGACCGUUCCUAUGUGGGCAGCUCCAAUGAAUCUCAACAGAAUCAUCUCAGAGCAAGAGCGGACUGAUCAUGACAUUGACAGCAUCUUUCCUCCUACUGAUUUGCUGCAGUCACCUAAUCUAGGAAAAAUAUUUGGUUUCUCUAAGAGGAGGUUUUUGAAGCGUACCAGUUCGGCACAGUGGACUUCGCCUAUGCUUAAAAAAACUCGUCCUCUUACUGAAAAUAACAAUUCAUCUUGAAAUUUUAAUAUUUAAUAACAUAAUAUCAUACUCACUACUAAAUUAACGUUUGAAUGAAUUUUAAUGUAGCUGUUCUCUUGCAAACGUGA
This is a messenger RNA of Amphimedon queenslandica, 750 nucleotides long. RefSeq names its product inner centromere protein A-like. Bases 113 to 661 code for a protein of 182 amino acids. NCBI's taxonomy places the organism in Eukaryota, Metazoa, Porifera, Demospongiae, Haplosclerida, Niphatidae. Gene Ontology annotation, biological process: metaphase chromosome alignment; meiotic spindle midzone assembly; mitotic cytokinesis. Gene Ontology annotation, cellular component: midbody; meiotic spindle midzone; chromosome passenger complex. The record is from RefSeq and is a predicted model, not a curated record. The transcript is spliced from 4 exons.